Molecule: messenger RNA, 1722 nt
Organism: Akanthomyces muscarius
Lineage: Eukaryota; Fungi; Ascomycota; Sordariomycetes; Hypocreales; Cordycipitaceae
Exons: 4
Coding region: 1-1722 (573 amino acids)
Biological process (GO): negative regulation of silent mating-type cassette heterochromatin formation; negative regulation of rDNA heterochromatin formation
Cellular component (GO): Rpd3L-Expanded complex; Rpd3L complex
Source: RefSeq, a predicted model, not a curated record
AUGGCGCCUCCGUCCCCGAGACGUUCCUCUCGAGCUCGCGCCGCCCACCCCCAAUCACAACAAUCCUCUUCUUCCGGCGUAUCCGUUCGCUCCGAGAGGAACACGCGAUCCCUUCAACGACCGUCGUCGGAUAAGUCUACCCCGAGCGCCUCCCUGUCUUCGGAGCCACUGGAAGAUCUUGAAGAAGGCCCGAUGCCUCGCCGCCGAAGACGCGGACUCGACGACGGCCCAGAAAAAGCGUUACAGAGCGGUAUCAUGGACGGCAUGGCCAAUGCGAGCGAUGACAUGCAAGAUGAGGAGGAUGAGGCCGUCCGAUGCAUCUGUGGCUCAGAGGACUACCCGGGGCGGCCGCCUGUGGACGGCCCUGACGCAGAACUAUUUGCAUCAGUAGACCUUACUGCAGAGGAUGUGACGGGCUUCUUUGUUCAAUGCGACAUCUGCAAAGUUUGGCAGCAUGGUGCCUGUGUGGGAAUCUUCAGCGCGGAGAGCUCGCCUGAUGAAUACUUUUGUGAGCAAUGCCGACAAGAUCUUCACCAUAUCACCAUUGCAAACAACGGACAACCAUAUUCGAAGUAUUUGCCUUUGCAUCGACAAUCACGGCCGACUUCUCGUGCAACUUCAGUGCUCAAAGAAGGUGCAAAGUCUCCCAAGCUCUCCAGCAAAGCGUCACGAGCCGAACUAGCUCUUCAAGCUUCCAAGAGACGCUCUACAAUGAACAGUCGCGACGCGGCCUACGACGAUGAACAGCUUCUUCGAGCGAUCGAAGCGAGCAGAGAAGAAGCACCACAAGAUACAGAGGCGGGGAGUCGCCGAGCAAAGCGUGGUCGGAGUGACAGUGAAGAGAACCAAGCAAGCGUGAAGCGCCAGCGUACCACAUCGCGGUCUGCAUCCCCAGCAAUGGAACUUGUUGCCGAUCACAGCCGGGAUGGUUCCGAUGAUGAUACAAGCACGAGGAGCGGGGCCAAAAAGAGUCGUUCUCAAAGAUCAACUAAGGAGAAAUUGGAAAAGGACGAGAAAGAACGUCAAAGGCAGGAAUCUGCGAACAAACGAAACAAUCGCGCUGAACGACGCCGUGCCGAAGACUCUGAUAUAUCAGAAGAGAUGUCCCUGGCUCCGGCUAAAUCGGCGGCGCCAAAGGAUAGUGAGCCUCCAUCAGCUUCUGAGCCACCCCCUACCUUGGCCAAUGCGCCAGGAACACCGCCACCAACAGGUACCGCGAUCAGCAGCUCACAUAAACGUACGUCAAAGAGCAAUCAGAAACGAAUCAGAGGCAAAAAUCAGUACACGAAAGAUCGCGAUGAGAAUGAAGAAUCGCCUGCUCGCUCAGUAUCUCGGGACAUCCAGCGAACAGCAGAAGAUUCGCACCCUAAGUCUCCAUCGAGCGACACAAGACAGAGCUCCAAAUCUAAAUCUGCCGCUGCGAGUAAAAUGACGAUGCUGGAUAUGAAAAGAAGGGUUGCUGCGAUUAUGGAGUUCAUAUCCCGCACACAGGUUGAUCUUGCAGCAGAAGCAGCCUACCAAACGAGUUCAAGUUCUGGGGAGGCUAGUCCAGAGAAGGCAUCGGUGGACGCUAGGAGCAGUGCCAAAGGUAGCAGUGGCGCCCUCAAGGGUGAAUCAGCAGACGACUCUGUAACUGACAAGGAGUUUCGGGAUUUGACGUGCGUGGAAAUGAUGGAUGUUUUGACCAGGGAUAUGGUCAGAUGGCAAUAUCACUAUACGUAG